Cotesia congregata is the source of this 657-nucleotide messenger RNA. The record is from the annotation of a GenBank genome assembly. NCBI's taxonomy places the organism in Eukaryota, Metazoa, Arthropoda, Insecta, Hymenoptera, Braconidae.
AGUAGAGCUGCUGCUGUAGCAGACUUUAACACAGGGAGUCGGUACGUUUGUGUUACGUACGCCAUCGAGGACAGUGGACGACUGAGUAGUCUCUGUCGUGUAGCAGUAGUACCGCUCGCCGUACCGAAGGCUGGCUACAACAACGCCAGCGCCUGGCGAACGCCAGCGGGGAAGUGGGGAACCGCGACAGGCAUCGACGGCCCGUGCCUCGAUACGAUUCGAGUUCUGUUCAGUUGUAGUAGUACUAUACGAGAGUACAACCAAGAGCGACAGAGAAGACACUCUAGAGAUGCCAAGGGAGCAAGUGAGAAGAAAUGUCAUAAGAGAGAGAAUUCUGAUCAUACGACGUCUACCCAUGGACACCGCGCUGCUGCUGUUACCCCUUCAGCGCCACUUCGAACAUCAGCUAAGUGUAUUCUGUGGACUACUACUACUACUACUACUACGAUUACUACUACUAUUUCUACUAUAACUACUACUACUUAUACUACUGCUGGUGCACUACUCUGCACUGCCGCGAUGAACAGGACAAAGGAAAAGGGAAGAGGGAAGAGGAAGAGGAUGUCGACAACCAGAGGACCAAGGGACCAAGAGCAACCUUGUGGCUGGAGUGGAACGACCGAAUUUACACUACUCUUCUAUUUCUUCGCUAUUUAA